This is a messenger RNA of Rhododendron vialii, 929 nucleotides long. RefSeq names its product late embryogenesis abundant protein Lea5-like. Gene Ontology annotation, cellular component: mitochondrion. Gene Ontology annotation, biological process: response to stress. The coding region runs from base 331 to 627 and encodes 98 amino acids. The record is from RefSeq and is a predicted model, not a curated record. NCBI's taxonomy places the organism in Eukaryota, Viridiplantae, Streptophyta, Magnoliopsida, Ericales, Ericaceae. The transcript is spliced from 2 exons.
AACAAGAGGGUACUUGUGUACAUGAUUGGACCUAGGAGGCCUACUUGUGGCCCCAUCCAAAACCCUAGUGGCCGAGGAGAAGGCCGCUUCUCUCUCUCUCUCUCUAAUAUUUCACGCGUGCGAAACCCCUCUCUCUUUCUAUAUAAACCCUCAUACCCCAUCUCACAAAACCUACAACGAAGCCCAGAGAGAGAGAGAGAGAGAGAGAGAGAGAGGGAAGUUUUCGUGAGCUGCUGCUGUGAAAGGUUUUCUUGGUAAUAAUCUGAAGGAAAACUUCUUCGCAGUAGCACUUGUUAAUCUUCUUCUCCCGUUUUUCAAUUCAAGAACCCGAUGGCUCGCUCUCUCUCUAACGCCAAACUUCUCUCUUCCUUCGUCGUCGAUAGGAUCUCCGCCUCCUUUGUCAGGCGCGGAUACGCGGCGGCAUCACAAGGAGUUGUGUCGGGAUCUGUAUCCGGAGCCGGCAGAGGCGUGAUGGGGAAGAAAGUAGUAGGUGAAGAGUCGACAAAGACAUCGUCGUGGGUCCCGGAUCCGGUGACCGGAUACUACAGGCCCGAGAAUCACGCCGUCGAGAUCGACGUCGCCGAGUUGCGUGAGAUGCUCCUCAAUAACAAAGUCAGACGACACUAAAAUUCCCAUUAAUGGAAACCGUGGGCCACGUUGAAAUAAAGAUUGGCUGAGAUAUAAUGAAGAUGAUGGAUGGAGGGAUGGUCGUUUGGUUUCAACAAAGGAGAGGGCUUUGCGCUGUCGCCGGAUCCCUUCGAGUUAGUCUCUCUCCGUAAUUCGGUUAAUGUCAUCGUAGGCUCCUCUGUUUGGGCUGUAUUAAGGGACUAUUUUAAUUUAACUUCUCGAUGUCGUUUGCUUUUUCUUUUUUUUCUUCUUCUUCUGUUACGUUGUUUUACCAAUAAAAUUGUCCUUAAUUAUCAUUUCAA